GUAGGCAGGCCACUGCAGUCUCGCCACCUCCAGCUAGAUGUCGCUGCUGUUCAGACCUCCUAGGCCCGGUCGCCGUUGCUAGGAGACGUGGAGCGGGCGAUGUGUGGGCAGCUGCAGGCAGCACUUGGUAGCUGAUGCCGCGGGCUCGGGCUGCUCGGUGAGGCGGCGGCGGAGGAGGAGGGAGGGAUCGGCAGGGCCUUGGGCCUGGACACCGGUGAUAGCCGGUCACAGUGUGUGUCCAGAGCCUCCGUGUCUGUCUGGGGCCUGUGUCGUGCUUCGUACUGUGUCAUUAGGUGGGUUUGGAGUUGGCUAUCCCGGGGAGUACAUGCACGGUGCUGCAGGGCGUACCGAGACCUUCAUGUGCGGCUGUCCUUACAUCAGCCGGACGCAUUGUAUUCACCUUUCCCGUCCUGUUGCAUUGGACGCGGGGAUGAGGAGCACCGAAGGAAGGCCAUGGACCCACGGAGGCUCCUUAAAACAGCUGCCUUCUUUGGACUUUGUGGCUGCUCGUAAAAGGGCAGCUGAAAUCUGAGCAAUGUGCUUUUAAUCGGUCCUCCUGUUUGGUCCUCACGUGCCAUUUUACAAUGGAAUAUAUUCAUUCUCUCUGUGCCUCAGAAUAUACCGUACAAGAAACCCACUUGGCAGAGCUGAGGAAGACCUUGCACAACCUCUGAAAUGAUAUUAAAUAUACAUAACUAAUAGCGUUGAAGGUGAAAGAGGGAAACUUGGAGAUUUCUGGUCGUCCGCUAAACGUGAUGACUGCCUGGUCCAUGGUCAGAAAACGGGAAAUGGAAAAGAAGAAGCCGUCCAGAGAAGAGAGGGCGGCUACAAAUGAGAUGGAAUACUCGCAAGACAUGGCAGACUGCAGUGGUGAAUCUGAUGAAUGGACCAGCUCGGAGAGCGAAGCAGAACAGCAGGGAGGGAGGACUGGAAUAGGAAACUAUGGCAACACUCUCUUCCAAGGUAUAGAUAUUUCAAGCAAACCACACAGACAGCUUUGUAGAUCCCCUUGCUUGGACCGUCCUAGCUUCUCUCAGAGCAGCAUUCAAGUUCCUAUUGACAACCAAAUGAAGCUGGAAGAAGUUAAAACCAAUGUAGACAAGGAAUACCAAGCCAAGAUGGACUUUGCCCUAAAGUUGGGUUAUAGUGGGGAACAAAUCCAAGCUGUCCUCAUCAAGCUGGGAGCCGAUGCUCUUAUUAAUGAUAUCCUUGCUGAGCUGGUCAGAUUAGGGAAUAAAGGAGAGUCAGAAGCACAAGGCAGUGGAGGCAGCAUCAGUAGCAGUCUUGUACCAAGGGGCUCCUGCACCAAAGAGAUUGCAAGUCCAGACCUGUCUCUAGAAGAUGAAGUAGUUGACAACACAGACAACCUCCGACCGAUUGUCAUUGAUGGAAGUAAUGUGGCAAUGAGCCAUGGCAAUAAAGAGGUUUUCUCCUGCCGAGGGAUACAGCUGGCUGUGGAAUGGUUUCUGGAGAAAGGCCAUAAAGACAUUACUGUGUUUGUGCCAGCAUGGAGGAAAGAACAAUCCCGUCCUGAUGCCCCUAUUGCGGACCAGGAGGUUCUAAGGAAGCUGGAGAAGGAGAAGAUUUUGGUGUUUACCCCAUCCCGCAGGGUGCAGGGUCGCAGAGUGGUUUGCUAUGAUGACCGGUUCAUAGUUAAGCUGGCAUUUGAUUCUGAUGGCAAUAUUGUGUCCAAUGACAACUACCGAGACCUACAGAAUGAGAAGCCAGAGUGGAAGAAGUUUAUAGAAGAGAGACUUCUUAUGUAUUCAUUUGUCAAUGAUAAGUUUAUGCCUCCUGACGAUCCUCUUGGGAGGCACGGGCCCAGUUUGGAAAAUUUCCUGCGUAAAAAGCCUGUUGUUCCUGAGCAUAAGAAGCAGCCUUGUCCCUAUGGGAAAAAAUGCACCUAUGGACACAAAUGUAAAUACUACCACCCUGAACGAGCGAACCAGCCUUUGCGGUCUGUGGCAGAUGAACUCAGAAUAGGCGCUAAGCUUUCAGCAGUCAAGACAAUGAGUGAAGGUGCACUUGUAAAAUGUGGAACUGGAAUAUCUAAUUCCAAAGGAGAUGGAUCUAUUGAGGCAAAACGAAUUGCCCCCAAAAGACAGUCUGAUCCAAGUAUUCGUUCUGCAGCUGUGGAACCAGAGCAGAGGCUUUCAGCAGCCCGCAAGUCAGAAGCCAACUCUGUGCCAUCUCUUGUGUCUGCCUUGAGUGUUCCAACCUUGCCACCUCCCAAGAGUCACGCUGUCAGUGCUUUGAACACACGCUCAGCAAGCAGCCCAGUGCCUGGAUCAUCACAGUUCUCCCACCAGAAAUCCUCACUGGAGCACAUGACUAGUGUCCACUAUCCACCUAUUCUGGUUACCAACAGCCAUGGCAAUUCUGUGAGUUACACAGAGGAUUAUCCAAAAUAUGAGUCUCUAGGAGAUCAUGGUUACUACUCAAUGCUUAGUGACUUCUCUAACCUGAGCAUCAGCAAUAUGCACAGUUCAGAAUACUACAGUUCAGAGCAGGACCGAGCAGCUUUUUCUAGGAACUCCAGCCCAUGCCCAGACAGCUGCAUGAGCCAUACCAGCGGUGAGUCCUACUCUUCAUAUAGCGACCUCUAUUUGGGGAUCAAUGACCCAGGCAGUGAGGACACCAUGAAGCCCCAGAGAGCUCCUCCACACAAUAGACUACAACCAUUUGCUCAUGGUUACCAUGAAGCUCUUACCCGUGUGCAGAGCUAUGGCCAAGAAGAACCCAUGCAUACUCCACGUAAGCAGUCAUCUUCACAUUUGGCUCUGCACUUACAGCAUCCUCUUGUUGGGGCAAGGUCCAGCUGUCCUGGAGAUUACCCAAUGCCAGAGAAUAUGCACCCGUGUGCUAAUGCUCAGCCUGGUAGAGCCCUAGUGAUGACCCGAAUGGAUAGCAUAUCUGACUCGCGUCUCUAUGAGAGUAACCCUAUGCGACAAAGAAGACCUCCAUUAUGUCGUGAACAGCAUGCUAGUUGGGAUCCUUUACCUUGCCCCACUGACACAUACAGCUACCACUCAUACCCACUGAGUAAUAGUCUGAUGCAACCCUGUUACGAACCAGUCAUGGUGAGAAGCAUGCCUGAGAAGAUGGAACAGCUGUGGCGAUCUCCUCACUGGUCACCCAUGGUAAGCAAACCCAGAGAGCAGCACAUUAUUCCAGAGCAUCAGUAUCAAACCUACAAAAAUUUGUGCAACAUCUUCCCACCAGGGGUGGUGCUCUCAGUCAUGGAGAAGAACCCACACUUGACAGAUGCCCAACAGCUUGCAGCAGUUAUUGUUGCAAGGUUAAGAUCGGGUCAUCAACAUUGUUAAUUCCCUCCCAUAAUGUCUGGACAAUAGUAUCUAUUGAUCAAGUUGCCUGAAUAAAUCCUGGCAGUGUUUUACACAUUUUUGCUUAUUCAUAUGACCUAAGGAUCGGUUUUCUGCCUCCAUAUAAACUUUAUGGACACAACAAACUUUUUUAAUUUAUUUUUUUAAGCUACACCUUGUGAUCUUUACAGCAUUCUCAGAGGAGUGCAUAUUUUAUUGUAUAGAUAUAUUUAUCCCUGCUAAACCUGCAUGACAGGUUAAACCUCAGUUCCUUGGGGGGCAAUGUCACUCGUUCCUAUUCUUAAUAAAGGAGAUGGAAGGGUAUGUUAACCUCUCUGAUGCUGGAGAUGCCAGCACAUCAUCAAAGCACAUAAGUUGCUUACAUAAGUCUCUUUAGCUGUUCAUAGAAGCACCUAUUCAUAUUGUUAGCAAUUAUAUUGCAUGCCUACUUGUGUAUUUGCAGUGUAAAUCAGUACAGCUGUGUGUAUAGAUAGGUGUCUCUAUCUAUCUGUAUAUAGUGUUAUCCUAAACUAGUGUUUAACCAAAAAAAAACCUACUGAUGUCUUUGCUUAAGAUUCUUUUGACUGCACAAUGACACUGUAUUCCCGACCACUUUGCUAUAUUUGUAUCAUGCAGAGAUUAAUAUGCAGAUAUUCUUCAUAUAUGGUUAAGUGAUAUUGAUAGGAUUUUUAUGUCUAUCAUGACAUCUUACAGGUCCGCCAUACUGUACCUCUCAGUAAUAGCCAUAUGCCUCUAAAUAUAUACAAAUCACUUGUAAGCAUGGGCGGUUCUUUGUGCGUCACAAAUACAAAGGAGGCCUUUAUAUUUUGUUGAGGGGCCAAAUACAUGUAACAAAGAAUUAGAUUUGUUUUCCACAUACAAAAUACAUGUGGAACGGUGAUGUCACACUUUGAUACAAUAGUGUGUUAUUACCCAGCAGACGCUUGCCUAGAGGCUUAGUAAUACAUGCAUUACAUAACUGAGGAAGGAGCUUCAGGAACAUGUUUCUUUCUAGUGCAGAUCCUGUGAUAGAUAAUUGCUCCUAUUUAUCGUCUGUAAGUCUUACGCUGUAUUAUAUGCUGUGAUAUAGAUUUGUAAAUGGUAGUGAUGUCAGAUGUGAGUCACCACCUUUUGUAUUGGCAUUUGGUGACAACCAUCAGUGUGUGACCUUUUUUCCUCGCUAGCAUACAGCUAUCAUUGCCACUUCUCUCCAGCAGGUACUGGAUUAUUUUGGAGAAACGGGCUUUAUUCUCUAUCUGUAAAGAAUUGGUUGCACUUUUACUUGUGGUUGGUUUAUGUAAAUAGCUGUAAUGGGGGAAAACACUGCAGAUAGCAUUGCCUGACCAGGCAUUUUAUUGGUUGUCUUCUGCUGCUCUCAGGUUGCUGACCCAUAGCACUAUCUCUUAUUUAAUUUUCUAAGAAACCCAUUGUAACAUAGUUUAAGAUUUUGAAGCCGCUCCUUAGCCGGUGUCCCCGGGCUUUGGACUUUAGUCGACUUCAGUAUUUUCAUGAAAGUGUAGAAGGGCCAAACUAAUAGCCCUUUUGUUUCUUCAUGAGAAGGUGAUAACUGCCUAAAUGUUUCUUACUGUGAAACAAACGGAACGUCAGGCUGCCGUCAGGGUUUUCUCUGGCUUUCUGAGGACGGGUCUUCGGCUGCUCGUAUUGCUCUUUUAUUUGUCUUGUUAAUGGUGAGCAUGUUCAAAAUUUGUUGUUUGGUAUUUCAAAGUCUUGAAAGCCAUGAAACCCCUUUAUAAAGGAAGAUGAAAUAAUUAACAAAAACCCCAGUAUUGAAGCAUAAAUGGCCCUGAACAUCUAGCACAUAGUCCAGAGAAGUGUGCUGGGUGAAACCAUUCUAGCAUUUGGUUACAUACAUCCACAGGUAGAGGCCAAAGGACAGUACUUUGUUGGCCACCUUUGUUGAUAUGCAAUUUCCAGCAUGCUUUAGCAACCACCUGGAGCCACAUUAUUUACUCACCAAUGAAACUGCUCUGAAAAGUCCAAAUGGAAUUCUUAAAUAGAAUAUAACACAACCUUUUAAUUCGUAUCCCCAGAUUGAUAGGGAACAUUUUGAAAAUCGUUGUUUAUCAGUUUUGUGCCAUUUCAAUGGAAAUAAAAUAUGUACCUAUCUACUAGACAAUCCAGGUGGCAUUUAUCAACUGAAUUAGUUAUGUAGACUCAUUCUCUGGUUCCGGUAUGAAUGGUCGACAAUGUUAAGGUUGACAGUCAUUAGGUCGACCACUAUUGGUCGACAUGGAAAGGUCGAUACAUGAAAAGGUCGACAUUCAUUUUUUGAACUGUUUUUGGUGUAAUUUUUUCCGUAACAUGACCAGGAACCCCAAUUAGUGUACCACAUCCCCUUGCAUGGCUCGCGAUGGUGCCUCGCUGCGUGCGGCACAGGUUACUAUUCCCAAUCGUAGUCCAGAUGGAUGAAAAACUUUUUUAAAAAAAAGCACAUUUUUUUUAAAAAUCCACGUCGACCUUUCAUGUGUCGACCAUGUCAAUGUUGACCUAAUGAGUGUCGACCUUAACAUUGUCGACCAUCUGAACUGAUACCUCAUUCUCUAUGGAAUUUGGUAAAUAAGAUUUGGUACCUUUUAAAACUUUUUCUGUAAAACAUUUUCAAACUCUUGAAUCUGUUUCAGUUCAACACAGAAUAUUUUAAUGGUCAUUUAACAAAAAAUCUAUGCAUAUAUGGUGCCUGCAGAAAUUGAUUAAACAUUGACUGUUACCAGUUGAGAGCUAGUUUAUUUGAUUCUGGCUGCGUUCUCAUAAGUCUGUGCUGUAGAGAAGCUCAUAACUUUUUAAUCCAUAAAACGGUAGGACAAUGAGUAACCUUGAUUAUGUUUUCAACUGAAGGAUAUGAAUUGAAUGAAAAUCUAGGUAGCAUUAACUUUUAUGAAUCCUGUUGGCACUAUCAAGCCUCACCUAAAGUGUUAAAGUAAAAUCUUUUGACUAGUUUGAUCCCAUAUAAGAAAUGGGCAGCUGAAAUAUCCGCCUCACAUAACCAGAAUUGACCUUUUGUUUGUUGAUACAAAUUGUAUCUUUUUUUCUUGAUUGUAUUAAAUAAAAUAAAAAAUGUGGAAAGUAUGUGUAAAUAUAUAACUACAUAUUUAACCUUCUAAAGAAAAAAGUUCUAUUUAGACAAAAUAGUGUAGAAUAAGCAAUGCAUUUUCACUGCUAUGUCUGUGACACUGUGUGUCACUUUGUUGUAGUCCAUGGAGUGAAAACCCGUUCACUGCCGUUGUGCCUGCAGCCCUUCAUGUGAAAUACAGGGAGUUACAGGACAGGCCAGCAGUGAUGAGGUUAAAUAAUUCCUUUAUGACUGGGCAAUGUAGUUUAUAAAGUAGCAAGACAGUUUCGGUUUCACUCUAUUAUAUAAAAUAUAUAGCUCUGUACAAUAAUGAACAGGAAUAUUAUAUAACAUGUCUUAUAUUUAUUGAAAUGUAUCCAUCGCCUUCACACACUGGAAGCAGCCAUUUUUGGGUGGAACCAAUAAUUAGGAGAGUGCAUUGUAUUUACUAGACUGUAGUAUAAACACUGAGGCCUGCUGAAUGGAUGGACUGCAUUGCAUCAAUCCACAGAAUGGCUUCUUCCACUGCAUAGACGAAGAGUACAGUUUAAAUUGACUUUAUGUUCCUAAGUAGGAAUCUUAGUAACAACAGGUAUUUUGUAUAACGUGCACUGCAAAAAAAAAAAAAGCAUUAAGUUCUACUAAAUAGAUUCUGUGAUAGUGUUUGUUGAUGUUCAUAAUGUGUAUAUGUACAGCAUGUGUCAUUUUAUAUUUUUCAUGUUUUUGUUGCAUGAGAUCAAGUAUAUUUGGUUAAGUACAGUAAGUUACUGGGAUUCAGUUAGGUCUGCACUGGGCCAGUCUGGUAAUUGGGCAGUAUGGUUUCUGCCACAAAAAGUAAGUGAGCUAGUCCGAUUUGAGGUUAGUUUGAUUAGGUUUACUUGUGAAUUCUAGGUUUUGAAGAGCAGCAAAGUCUAUAAACUUUUUAUUGUAAUGCAGUUUCUGUAUUUCUUAUGUGUACUAAAUGACUGAUCAUAUCACUAAUAUGAGUCGUUUUCCUCACUGGUUUUAGACUGGUCCUCAAGCCUUAGCGGUGCUUUCUCUGCAGGCACUGGUGCACACACAAGAUGGAGAUGCAUUUGUCAUUCCAGUCCUCCCAUAUACAUACACAUUGACAGGAGCUUUGAGGACUUUGCUCCAUCCACUUGCAACUCACUCUAUGGUUUUCAGCCUCCAUUCUCCCCAAUAUCCUCAUAAAACCGCACUGCAUACAGCCCUGUUUAUAGCAAUAUACAGGUUAUUUCCUCUGAGAAGUUACUACACUUGAUCUUAGACUUAGUCCAGUAUCUAAUUAGUGUAAUUUACCGUGGCUAAUUGACUCGAUCAGGGCGAUCCUAUUAGCCCCAAUGCUGACAGUUAUCAGGAUUAUAUAUCACAUGCCUCAGCACACAAAACAAAAUCCCUGAUAACCAACCCUUAGAGACACAUUUUUUUGCGAAAACACAUGGGUCUGGGAACUUAUGCCAGUCAUAGUCUAUUGCUGUGAGAGUGUAUUAUGCUUGUUCACUUCUGAAUAGUACCCAAAAAAUAAAGUGUUAAUAUUUUAGUCAAAUUCACCUUAUGAACAAAGGAUUCCUUCUUACCAAUAUAGAUUUGGAGGAAAGCCUGUUGUUGAGGCUUGAGGACUAAAUAAAUAGUUAUGUAGUGAAUGGGGAGUAAGUUGCCUACAAUGAUAUAAGUGUAUUACAUUCCCUGAUUGUAAGUUGGGCGCAGGGUUGAUUCUGCAUGCAGUUGACUGAUGUUGUUAGUCUGGUUAGUCUGCAUGGCUUGGGAGUCCCACAGUGCACAUGUCCCGAUUGUCAGCGUUCAGAUGCAGUACAGGAUCAGAUGCAGGGUCUGUGAAUGUUAGUGGGCGUUCCUGGAAGGUAAUUACCAUGACUUUCUAUAUAGUAUUUUUUCUUAACUCUUAAGGUCUGGAGAAUAUAUUUAACGGAGAAGCGCAUUGUACUGUUGCUUAUACAAAACUUUCUUCAUUAUAUAAAUGAAUUUCUGUAUAAUAUCAAGGUCUGGAUAAUAUAUUGCAGCCCGUUGCUUUGCAUUAUACCCUAAAGAAGUGAAAUGAUGACAUAAAUAUCCCUCCCAGUCCUGUGAGUACACAUGCCAGGGUCUGCAGAGCAGCCACAUAUUUUGUUCCUAUGGAAAAGUGAGGUAGAGUUCUACAGGUUUUUAACUACCCGAUUCUCAUUAUAUUUCUGUACUAUAUAUAUUUAAUUUAUUUCUAACUAAAUAUUAGGCCACAUACCCACUGGCGCUAGUCAUGUGUGUUACUAGCGGGUUUAGCACCAGUACAGCGCAUGUUUAGGGCUCUGACAGUAGAAAUCUACUUUUAGUUUAAUUUGUGCUAUAGUGAAAUGAUAUUCUAAUUUUUGGAGCUCAUCAUGUUCUCUUUAAUACAUUCAAGAACUUCGAGAUCUUCAAAUGCUGGUAACAAGCACAGAAGACACGGCUGCAUUUUUACUGCUCUCCGUUUUCUUUUUUCUUUUUGUAAACAAAAAAGAAAAUGAUACAAUUCAAUAAGUAUGCAGCCGAAGAUAUGUUACAGUAUGUGUUGUAAGUGUUGGUGUUUUGUAAAUAAGAUGAUUACUAUUAUUAUUAUUAUUACUACUACUACUACUAAUUGUAUUCCGUGCUUGAUGUUAUUUGUUAUUGGCUUUUGGUUAUUUGUUUUCUUUUGAUGCAUCUGAUAAUCUUUGGCAAUUUUUUUUUUAUAUCUACGUGAUUCCUCUGUGCACAGCAGUGUGAAUCGGGUCUGUACUAAAUACGUAGGCUCUUGUACUAUAGUCAUUCCAAUAUAUAACCUGUUUCCUAAUUACAAGUUUGCAAUCUGCAUUUCUUUAGUAAAGACUUUUUUAUUUUCUAAGUUUGUUUUGAUUCAUUUUGCAGUGAAAUCAGGAUACGUGUCUAGAAAUACUAUUAGCCUGUGCUACUGGACCUGCAGUGUUAUCCAUACAGGAGUAUCUAAAGCCCAACACACCAAUCUCCACCCCAAUGCACUUUUAUAUGGUGCUUUAUGAAGAUUACAUAAACUUUAUAGCAUAGGAGGAAGCAGGACAAAUGGGUGGUCUUCAGUUUGCCGGCUGUUGGGGUCCUGGCGCACAGUACACCGGCGCCGGAAUCCCGACAGCCGGCAUACUGACAACGUUUCUCCCUCUUGGGGGGUCUACGACCACCCUGGAGGGAGAAUAGAUAGCGUGGUGCGCGUACCGCGCCACCGUGCCCACAGCGUGGCGAGCACAGCGAGCCUGCAAGGGGCUCAUUUGCGUUUGCCACGCUGUCGGUAUGCCGGAGGUCGGGAUUCUGGCGCCGGUAUGCCGUUGCGCCGGGAGUCCGACAGCCGGCAUAUCAUACUAUACCCGGACAAAUAAAUCACUUAUUUAAACAUGGGAAGAUUGGAUAUUAUAGUAACCAAACAUUGCAAGUUUUGUUCUGUGCACCUCUACGGGAUGGGAAAACUAGCAAUGUUACUGGUCAUAAAGUGCCGUCACCCAAUUAUUCUGGGAGACAGUUUGCAGCCAUGCAGAGAAUGGAAUUUCCCCAUCAAGUCUUUGCCAAAGUGUACUGCACGGCUCCUUUUGGGGAGAAGAGUAGCUUUGUCCUGCUUCCACUGGUUACACACAAUGCACAUGUAUAAUGGCCAUUAGGGUGGUCUAUAUGGAUGGCCUGCUGUAAAAGUACAAAGUUAUGUUUUCUUACCUUCAGAAUGACCCUUUUUGUUUCAAUCUAGUGGAGCACAUAAGAUAGGUGUAGGUCAUUUUCUACCUGCCCACACUGGCAUCUAGCCAUAAUAUUACAGACACACAAUGAUCAUCAUAUACUGUAUUACUAUGAUUGUUACUCUGCAAUUUAUUAGAAGAUCAUAAAAAUUGAUUGCACAAUAAAACCUUUUGAAGUUUAUGAAGAAUUUUACUACCUUACGUAUGCAGUUACAAAUAUGUACUCAAAUAUAUAGGAUUACAAAAUGUGAAUAAAAUGAAAAUUGCCUUUUAUAAAUAUUUAAGCACAUUAAAUCCUACACCAUUUGCAUUACUUGUUACUUUUCUUCAAAUGCGCAAAUAUAUCGAAGCAUUUUGAUUAGUAAUAAUAGCAGGAGUAUUUUGGCAAUCAAGAUUACCUUAAUAGACGACGUCAUUUUGAGAUUAUUGGUUAUGAGGUGAAAUUGGCUGAAGUUUGCAUACUGUAGACAAUGAUCAGCUAUAAAUGGCUGUGUGUGUAUAGUUGGUAUUACUGCAGUGCAGAUGUUCAAUGACGCAUUGAGAGGCGUCGGGCACGUCAACAGUUACUAUUUUCUGCAUGCUCACAUUACGUAAAGCGUGCCUAUCAAACAGUGAAAGCAACUAUUUGUGGGCUCAACUAAUCUUCAUGACAGUGCAGCUACCAGUUCACCAGGAAGCAGUACCUAAUGGAUAUCUGGCCUUGAGAUGUAGUGCCUCAGUGAUGUCAUUACUUCUUAGUGAAUUGAUAUAUGGGGGGUCAUUCCGAGUUGUUCGCUCGUUAUUUUUUUUCCGCAACGGAGCGAUUAGUCGCUACUGCGCAUGCGCAAUGUCCGCAGUGCGACUGCGCCAAGUAAAUUUGCUAUGCAGUUAGGAAUUUUACUCACGGCAUUACGAGGUUUUUUCUUCGUUCUGGUGUUCGUAAUGUGAUUGACAGGAAGUGGGUGUUUCUGGGCGGAAACUGGCCGUUUUAUGGGUGUGUGCGAAAAAACGCUACCGUUUCUGGGAAAAACGCGGGAGUGGCUGGAGAAACGGAGGAGUGUCUGGGCGAACGCUGGGUGUGUUUGUGACGUCAAACCAGGAACGACAAGCACUGAACUGAUCGCACUGGCAGAGUAAGUCUCGAGCUACUCAGAAACUGCACAGAGAAGUAUUUUCGCAAUAUUGCGAAUCUUUCGUUCGCAAUUUUGAUAAGCUAAGAUUCACUCCCAGUAGGCGGCGGCUUAGCGUGUGCAAUGCUGCUAAAAGCAGCUUGCGAGCGAUCAACUCGGAAUGACCUCCAUAGUGCAUCCACAUGAACAUUUGCUCAAAUCAGGAAACUGCUACAUCCACUGUGUGGGCGAUAGGUGUUAUUUAAUCUCUGCAGCAGUGUCAUGUAUACUCAGUGCAAAGCAAGCCUUACCUACUGCUGCAUCCUCUCAGUUUGUAUCUGUGAACACUACAUUACCAGAGUGAUCUUUCUCACAUACUGUAUCAUGCUGCUCUGAAAUAUUUCAUGUCAUAGUUGUUUGGACCCGCACAGUUGUAAUAUUUUUUGUUCUAUGGUCAUAAUGUGUUUUUAUUUCGUAGAAUGAAACGUUACAGCGUAAUUGUAAGUUCCAUUUUAUAAAACCUCUUUGGGUUUAGUUUUGUGAACCCAAAUAUAAUGUAAGUCGUAAUGACAAAAACUUGGACGUUAAUAAAAGAAAAAGUGUUUGCAAGGCA
Pseudophryne corroboree (corroboree frog) is the source of this 11804-nucleotide messenger RNA. RefSeq names its product zinc finger CCCH-type containing 12B (gene ZC3H12B). Gene Ontology annotation, cellular component: nucleus; cytoplasmic ribonucleoprotein granule. NCBI's taxonomy places the organism in Eukaryota, Metazoa, Chordata, Amphibia, Anura, Myobatrachidae. The transcript has 7 exons. The coding region runs from base 756 to 3326 and encodes 856 amino acids. Gene Ontology annotation, molecular function: mRNA binding; metal ion binding; RNA endonuclease activity. The record is from RefSeq and is a predicted model, not a curated record.